AAACUACGCCUACUCUAUCUUUUAUGAUGAUUUGUUGAUUUCAGGUUAAAUCAAUUCUUCAUCGUUUAAUAUAGAUUGUUGUCGUGGUAUCUUAUUGCGGAUUAGUGUUACUAAAGACGAGUUCUAGUAUAAUCCAAGAUUCGCAUGAGUAACUUUUUUGGUCGGCGAAAAAGUUUUUAUUCGUAUUUAAUCACCGCACGAGCAUUUCUUUCAAGUAGAAACGUAGUCGUUUACCAAUACAGAAAAAUAAACAAAACGAUUAUUUCAUGCAUAUAUUCGUGCUUUAUAGAAUUGGCCUCAGGCCAGAAUGACUAUAUAAGAGAUUUUAGAGUUUUAGUGUUUGUAUGAAAGACGACGUCUAUUGGCUGGCUAUUCUCCGCCUCUUUCUGUCUUGUGUGGAGAGAGUCUUGUGUAUAGACGAUACGUGAUCGAAACUGUUAUCGGGACAUGUUUCGCCGCUAUGUAUUUCUUAUACAGCAUGAUGAAGCAGUGGAACGUUUUUGAUAAACAGACAAUUAGAAAAGCUAAGCUUUAUGAUAGGAUAAACACUCGUUCCUAUAGUCCUGUAAAGUGCCCUCCAUCUGAUGCUUUGACUAGAGCAAAAGAAAUCAUGGAGAGUCUUCAAGAUUGUCCUCCAGAUUUGGCUCCCGAGAUUGAAGAAUUAAAAACUAUAUUGUGUGAACCUCAUUUUCGAGCUUUACUUCAAGCACAUGAUGUUGUAGCACAUGAAGUUUAUGGUGAAGAUGCCAUUCGAGUAACACCACCACCCAUUUUACCCUUUCUGAAUGGUAAUCAAGAAGGUGAAAGCAUUGGUGAAACUGAAAUGGAAAAUGUAACUAGAGUUCGGCUUGUACAAUUUCAGAAAAAUACUGACGAACCAAUGGUAAGUAAAAUAAAUUAACAGAAAUUAGGUUUA
Messenger RNA from Centruroides sculpturatus (bark scorpion), 916 nucleotides. RefSeq names its product peripheral plasma membrane protein CASK-like. The record is from RefSeq and is a predicted model, not a curated record. Bases 461 to 901 code for a protein of 146 amino acids. Lineage: Eukaryota; Metazoa; Arthropoda; Arachnida; Scorpiones; Buthidae. The transcript has 4 exons. Gene Ontology annotation, molecular function: protein binding.